This is a messenger RNA of Huiozyma naganishii CBS 8797, 693 nucleotides long. RefSeq lists its product as uncharacterized. Lineage: Eukaryota; Fungi; Ascomycota; Saccharomycetes; Saccharomycetales; Saccharomycetaceae. The record is from RefSeq and is a predicted model, not a curated record. The coding region runs from base 1 to 693 and encodes 230 amino acids. The transcript has a single exon.
AUGCUGCUACGGGGAGAACGAAACAACAGCUAUAUAUCGAAACUCUACCUAUCCAUCUACUCUCCACCGUAUAUAUAUAUAUACAUAUAUAUAGGUAUACCGUAUUGCGUAUGUAAUCUACGAAUGAUCCGAAGACAAAAAAGAAAGCAAAAAAACUGCUCGACGACGAAAACGCGAACGAGCAGCGCCCAAACGGGCGAAUUUACCGGAAUUCGCAACCGUUCUGAGUGCAGUCCCCGCAGAAAACACCGCAGGAAGCCCGAGGAAAAAACCCCGAUAACCCGUGGGCCAAAACGCCCCGAAACCGUGUUACGUCAACACUCCUGCGCCGUUGUUCUGCGGUUUCGCUGCACCCUGCCGACUCUGCUUCCCCUUGUGGCUGCGGCAUUUUCUGCGGCGCCGGACAGGCCUAACCGGAAGAACCUCAAACUGCCUAUUGUGGCGGUUUCUCCGGAAAGAAACAAUAGAAGAGGCAAAACAGGAAAGGAAAAAACUCGGCACAGCGCGGGAAACGUGGGCCCGCCGGCACAGAGCAGCCCGUGCAGCGGCCGCGGUGGGACCUGGUUCGGACCACUAAACUCCCCUUUCUCUCCUCUCUCUCUCUCUCUCUCUUCCACGGACCUUCUCGCCUCGAGGCCGGUGGAGUUUGUAGCUGGGACCGGAACCGAGAGCGAAGUCCGCCCUGUUGCCUGA